CCCGAGCGGUGACGGGCUGGGGGUUUAUCCGGCCCUCCGGGCGUUAAUUAAGCCGCUCACUCUGGCCUCCCCCAUGUGUGAGGGCCAACUCAGGAGUCCUAGAGCCAGAGGGCGCCCUCAGCAUACAGCCGUAGGUGCCGCCCACAUGUCCAUCCUACCCUCCCCAGGUGGUCUCAAUAGGAUGUUCAUGGCUCGUCCCAAGGAGAAAGUGGAGCUACCCAGCUGCCCCUCAUUCCUGCCCCGUGUGUCCCCGUCCCCGUCCUGCGCCCUGAGCCGCCGCGAACUGCUUGCAGCUUCGACGCGAAAGGCAUGCUGUCUCAGGUUCUUUCUGGACCACCUCCUCAACCCCAAACUUCCCUCUCUUUUAAAUUCCAUGCCCCCUCCUCCAGGAGCCCCCCCCCCCGCAGUGCCUUUCCUCCAGGAAACCCCCUGAACUGCCCCAAACGGAGAGAUGGCUCUAACUGCUAACGAAAGCAGAACAAGGAGUGGGUUGAAUAGACGUCACAGAUCUGGACAGGAAAGUGGAAAAUAAGGAGUUUGACGUCAAUGCUUAUAAGAUCCCACGCCCCCUCAUCAGAGUCCUCAGAGUCCAAAGCUGAUUGGCCCAGCUCUGCUGGGGGUGGGCGGGUCAUCCGAGACCCGAACACAGUGUUUGGGAGCCCUUAGCUGAAGGAAAGGUGUUGGCCCGUCCAACUCCAGGGGGCUGACUGGCAGCCCUUCAGAUCCCCACUUGUCACCCCCACACCCCACAGGAGAACCAAAGCCUUGCAUUCCACCAUUAGCGCGCGCAGACUGAGCGAUGGAUACAGAGGGGAGGAGCAUAAGGGGGCCUUGAAAUCGGCGGUACUCGGAGUGCAGCUGGUGGUGACCCUGCUCACGGCCACCCUCAUGCACAGGCUAGCUGCGCACUGCUCCUUCGCACGCUGGCUGCUCUGCAAUGGCAGUUUGUUCCGAUAUGUGCAUCCAUCUGAGGAGGAGCUCCGGGCCCUGGCAGGCAAGCAGAGACCCAGAGGCAAGAGGGAGCCAUGGUGGGCCAGUGAGGAGAAACCUCUGUCCGUGCCCCGAGACACCCCUUUCCAGCUGGAGACCUGUCCCCUCACAGCGGUGGAUGCCCUGGUCCUGCGCUUCUUCCUGGAGUACCAGUGGUUCGUGGACUUUGCUGUGUACACUGGUGGUGUGUACCUUUUCACCGAGGCCUACUACUACGCGCUGCACCCAGCCAGGGAGGCCAACAUUGCCGUGUGCUGGUGCCUGCUAGCCGUUGCCUUCUCCAUCAAGGUGUUCCUGACAGUGACGCGGCUCUACUUCAGCGCAGAGGAGGGCGGUGAGCGCUCUGUGUGCCUCACCUUCGCCUUCUUCUUCCUGCUCCUGGCCAUGCUGGUGCAGGUGGUGCGGGAGGAGACACUCGAGCUCGGCCUAGAGCCAGGCCUGGCCAGCAUGACCCAGAACUUGGAGCCACUUCUAAAGAAGCAGGGCUGGGAUUGGGCGCUCCCUCUGGUCAAACUGACUGUCCGUGUGGGAUUGGCGGCCAUGGGCGCCAUGCUGGGCGCCUUCCUUACCUUCCCAGGCCUGCGGCUGGCCCAGACCCACCGUGAUGCGCUGACAAUGGCGGAGGACCGGCCCGGGCUGCAGCUCCUCCUGCACACCAGCUUCCUGUCACCCCUGUUCGUGCUGUGGCUUUGGACCAGGCCCAUUGCCCGGGACUUCCUGCAGCAGGCGCCCCUUGCGGGGACGUCCGUCUCCUUGCUGCCGGACUCAGCCUUCGACUCACUGCGCCUCUGGGUGCUGGUGGCACUGUGCCUGCUGAGGCUGGCGGUGACACGGCCCCACCUGCAGGCAUACCUGGGCCUUGCCAAAGUGCGUGUGGAGCAGCUGCGGCGAGAGGCCGGCCGCAUUGAGGCCUGUGAGAUCCAGCGGCGGGUGGUCCGAGUGUACUGCUACGUGACAGUGGUCAGCCUACAGUACCUGACGCCCAUUAUCCUCACCCUCAACUGCACACUGCUGCUCAAAUCACUGGGCGGCUACUCCUGGGGCCUGGGCCUGGCCUCUCCUCCGCCCCUCACCUCAUCCUCAGCUGAUGCUGCCCCUGCUGGCCCCGAGGGGGACUCAGCCCAGGAGACAGCAGCCCAGAUUGCAGGGGCACUGGGUGGCCUGCUCACACCCCUGUUCUGCCGUGGCAUCCUCUCCUUCCUUGUCUGGUGGACAGCUGCCUGCCAGCUGCUCUCUAGCCUUUUUGGUCUCUACUUCCACCAGCAUCUGGGGGGCUCCUAGCCACCCUGUGUGAGCCUCAGGGUCCUCCCACUGUUGUGAGCCCUACACUUCAGUGCCUGAGCCAGGGUCUGCCUCAGAAUGGGAGCCAUCUCCCCCCAGCCAAUGGCCUUUGUUCUCUGAGCAUGCGUCCCUGCAGGACAGCAGCAUGGGGGCCACUCUCUGGACAAAUAAAGGAGCAGGCUGCUUCCUAAGAA
Messenger RNA from Loxodonta africana (African savanna elephant), 2465 nucleotides. RefSeq names its product transmembrane protein 161A (gene TMEM161A). The record is from RefSeq and is a predicted model, not a curated record. The transcript is spliced from 12 exons. Bases 889 to 2271 code for a protein of 460 amino acids. NCBI's taxonomy places the organism in Eukaryota, Metazoa, Chordata, Mammalia, Proboscidea, Elephantidae.